CCAAAUUCCAUGACGCUUGCUUCGCUCUCCAAUGCCCUGCCACCUUCUGGGAGCUCUGUUGCUCCGCCUGCCCUCAUUGAGCAUUCUGACCCUUCAGAUCCGCCUGACUCUGAUUGUCGACCCUUGCGCCAGGAAGCGCCAAUAUCAUUUACCGACGCUUAGGCAGAUUCUGUCGAGAAACUUGCAGUGACGACACGGCGAGGCGGUGGGCACAAGAUGCCAACAGCUACUACCACUUCGACCGGCGAUGGCCGCCAUGCGAGUGGAUCGAACUCGGCUUCACCAGCAUCCAUCGCAUCCAUGCAGCACCUCUUUCCUUUGACCAUGCCCUUCCCGAACCCCAUGACGGAUGAUGAUGUGAUCCCAUCUGGCGAUCUAGCGCUGGAACAAGAUCUGCUGCUGCAUUCGGACGAUCUACGAGCAUGGAGAGCGUACAUCACCCACGUCGAGACUUCCAACAUUCCCGUGCGAGAUACGAUCGCUUCCAAACUGAGCACCGAGCCCAUCUGGAACAGACCCGAUGCGACUUGGAGCGCGGCUCAGGUUGAUUUGUUGGGACCUUUGAGCAACAAGGAGGCGAGAAUCGCGCUGAGACGCGUCGUCUGCGUGUACGAGAGGACAUUGGUCAGAUUUCCGCAGUGCUAUGCUGUCUGGCUGCAAUAUCUGCUCAGAAGGAGCAGCUUCGUCGCAGGCGAGCCAAAGGGAGGCAUAGAGGCUUGGAAGAAGAGGACGCUGGAAAGUGCUAGGCAGGCGCUAGAUGCCGGUCCUGCGCUGUUGGAACAGCAAGAAGAGGAAGAGUGGGAGUGGAGAGAGGGCAAGGCUUUGGAUGGUAGAGUGGGUCACAGAGAGUGGGAGAGCUUGGCAGCUACGUUCGAGAGAGCAUUGAUGUGCUUGCCAAAGAUGCCUCGAUUGUGGCUUCUCUACUUUUCCAUCCUCACCCAUCCUCUCGCCCCAGUCACGCUUUCCCGAACGCAUACACGCCGCACCUUUGAUCGAGCUCUGCGAACGCUUCCUCCAUCACUGCAUCUGCGCGUAUGGAAGCCUUAUCUGAGAUGGGCAGAGAGUGUAGGAGGAGAGACGUGUCUCAAGAUCUGGCGGAGGUAUCUCAGGGUAGAUCCUAGCUUGACAGAGAGGUACGUUGGCAUCUUGCUAAAGCAGAGACAAGAGGUGGAGGAAGAGUCUGCUGAGCAAGAAGAGGAGGAGGAAGAGGUCAACGAGAGCAAAAUCCGAAGGAGCAGAGAAGCUUCCAAAUUGCUACUCAAGCUGGCCAAAGAAGCUCAGGAUGGCACAUACACCAGUCCAGAAGGCAAAAGCCCGUAUCAGCUCUUGAUCGAGUGGCUGGAACUGUGCGAGAAGCAUGGAGAUGAGAUUGGUUUGGAUCACCAAGAAGAACAGGAUCUGCAAACUCAUGGCAAGACCAGUGCCGACGGCGCUGUUGCUAAGUCUAGUGCCGCUUCACUAACGCAAAGAGGCGCCUCAAUCCGCGCAUCCGAUCUCGAUCCUCUGGACGCGAUGCCCAUACCUGUUGAUGGAAUUCUACGUGCACUCGGCAUUAACAAGUUUCCUGAUCAAGCGGGACGUCUGUGGACUGGCCUAGCGACGUAUUGGAUCCAGCGUGGGGAGCUAGAGGUGGCAACAGGGACAUUCGAGGAAGGCAUCUCCAGCGUCGUCACUGUGCGAGACUUUACGCAGAUCUUCGAUGCGUAUGCAGAGACGAGCGAAAAUGUGAUCGGAUAUCUCAUGGAAGAGCUGGGCGAAGAGCAAGAAGAUGAAGGGGAAGCGGAGGAGAGAAGCUUGAAAGAGCAAGAAUUGGACGAAAGGAUGCAGAACUUUGAGCUGCUCAUGGAGCGGAGACCUUUCUUAAUCAACGAGGUCCUGCUCAGGCGCAAUCCAGAUGAUGUGCAGGAGUGGGAAAAGAAGAUUGCCCUGCAGGGCAAUGAAGACGACAAGAUCGUAGACGUCUACAAUGAGGCUACAGCCACCAUCAAUCCGCGAAAAGCCACGGCAAACUACCACCAGCUAUGGCUCAACUUUGCGAAGUUUUAUGAAGUAGGAGGCAGCAGUGAGGGAGAGGAGGGCGAGGCGGACCUGGAUAGCGCCAGGCUCGUCUUUGAAAGGGCGGUCAAGGUGAACUUCAAGCGGGUCGACGAUCUUGCAGAGGUGUGGUGCGAAUGGGCAGAGAUGGAAGUGCGAGCUGAGAAUUACGAAGCAGCACUUCGUGUCAUGUCUCGAGCCGCUUCGGUGCCCGUCAAAUCGAGCGAGAUCAAGCACAUUUCAUACCACGACGACGCGCUCAGCGCACAAAAGCGGCUCUUCAAGAGCACCAAGUUGUGGAGCUUCUACGUCGACCUGGAAGAGAGCAUCGGAACGGUCGAGGGAUCCAAAAGGGCGUACGAUAGGAUACUGGAGCUGAAGAUUGCCAACGCGCAAAUCAUCGUCAAUUACGCUAGCUUUUUGGAGGAGCACAAGUACUUUGAAGACGCUUUUAGGGUAUACGAAAGGGGAGUAGAGGCUUUUGGAUACCCCAUUGCUUUCGAGAUUUGGAACGUGUACAUCAGCAAAUUUGUCAAGCGAUACGGCGGAAGCAAAAUCGAAAGAGCCAGGGAUCUGUUCGAACAAGCGCUCGAAUCAUGUCCUUCUAAUUUUGCGAAGCCUCUGCUGCUCAAGUACGGAGCGCUGGAGGAGGAGCACGGACUAGCAAAGCGCGCACUGAGCAUCUAUGAACGCGCAACACAAAAAGUGUCGGAUGAGGACAGGUUUGAUAUGUUCACGUUCUACAUUGCCAAGGCAGCGGCCAACUUUGGUUUGGCGGCUACCAGAUCGAUCUACGAGCGAGCGAUCGAAGUGUUGCCGGACAAGCAAACGGCGGAAAUGUGCCUGCGAUUUGCUGCUCUCGAGAGGAAAUUGGGAGAGAUCGAUAGAGCUAGAGCUAUCUAUGCCCACGCUAGCCAAUUCUGCGACCCGCGAACCAGACCCGAUUUCUGGUCAGAGUGGAACAAGUUCGAAAUCGAGACUGGCUCUGAAGACACGUUCCGGGAGAUGCUGCGCAUAAAGCGAGCAGUGCAAGCUCAAUUCAACACCGACGUCUCCUACAUUGCCGCAUCGGCCGCGCUCUCGGCUGCAGCAGGUGCCGCCGAAGCGCAAGGAGCGGCAGGAGAGGAAGACGAGGAAGAUGAUCCAAUGGCUAGAGCAGAGGCUGCUUCUAGGAAAAGAGCUGGUGCGGCCACUAUUGGCAGCGCGGGCGGACCAGCUUUUGUCGCUGCUACCACCACCGGACAGGUCAGGAGCGAGGAUCAGGCGAAGAACAAGGAGCAGAUUGGUGGGGAUGAUGACGAUGAUGAUCUGCUAUGACGCACUGUAUACAUGCGUGGUAGUAGAAAUACAAUGUUGAGGUUUAUCG
This is a messenger RNA of Ceraceosorus guamensis, 3400 nucleotides long. RefSeq names its product TPR-like protein. The coding region runs from base 217 to 3351 and encodes 1044 amino acids. Gene Ontology annotation, molecular function: protein binding. The record is from RefSeq and is a predicted model, not a curated record. The transcript has 6 exons. Gene Ontology annotation, cellular component: post-mRNA release spliceosomal complex; Prp19 complex; U2-type catalytic step 2 spliceosome. NCBI's taxonomy places the organism in Eukaryota, Fungi, Basidiomycota, Exobasidiomycetes, Ceraceosorales, Ceraceosoraceae. Gene Ontology annotation, biological process: generation of catalytic spliceosome for first transesterification step; mRNA splicing, via spliceosome.